AUGAUGAAGCUUUGGCUCAUUGUACUCUGCCUCAGCGGCGGACGGACGGCAGCAGAGUCUUCUCCCAGCGCCGCCCCGACAGCUCCGACGGCCUCGGCGGCGCCCACUGAGGACGAGAGCGCCCGGCUGGUGGACUGGUUGAUGAGAUAUGGCUACCUGCCCUCCGCUGACCCCUCCACUGGCCAGCUGCAGGCCUGGAGCGCCGUCACCGACGCCGUCAAGGCCAUGCAGAGGUACGCAGGCCUCAGGGAAACCGGAGUGACAGAUGAGGAGACGGUGGCGCUGAUGAGCAGCCCUCGAUGCUCUCUGCCUGACCAGGUGGACACGUCCACACCUGCAGACGGCCCGGACGGGAGGAUGAGGAGGAGGAGGAGGAGGAGGAGGAGGGCCGUCUCCAUGUGGACACGCAGGAACAUCAACUGGAGGCUGCGUUCACACCCCUCAUCCUCUCAUCUGUCUCGGGAGACGGUUCGCUCACUGGUCUUCUAUGCUCUGAGAGUGUGGGCGGAGCCAACACCCCUGGAGUUUCACGAGGUGGGCAGUCCGGAGGCAGCCGACCUGCAGAUAGACUUCCUCCAUGGUUACCACGGCGACGGCUACCCAUUUGAUGGAGUGGGCGGAGCCGUGGGUCAUGCAUUCUUCCCCUCGGACCCCACACGUGCAGGAGGGGUUCAUCUGGAUGCAGAGGAGGAGUGGGCCUUCAGACAGCCGGCCUCUGAGGGCACGGACCUCUUCACGGUGCUGGUCCACGAGUUGGGACACGCUCUGGGUUUGGCCCACUCCUCAUCCCGGCACUCUGUGAUGCGGCCGUACUACCAGGGUCCUGCCGGAGACCCCCUCCUGUACCGCCUGGGAGCUCAGGACCUGGAGCACAUCACCCAGCUCUAUGGUAAAAGGAACCAGCUGCUGGCGACGGACGCUCCUCGCCUCGUCCCAGAGCUCCACAGUCGACACCACCAGCACCGCCUCCAUCACAGACACGGGCACCACGGCCCCCUCAUAGAUCGCUGCAACACCAGCUUUGACGCCGUGGCGAAGAUCCGAGGAGAGACCUUCUUCUUCAAAGGUCUGAGCAUGUGGAGAGUGAACGGUGGGGGCCUGGUGUCGGGACGGGGGGCUUCAGUUCGGAGGCUGUGGAGGGGUCUACCUCCUGAUCUGCCUCGGCUUCACGCCGUGGUGGAGAGACGGUCGGAUCACGCCAUCAUCUUCAUCAGCCGCCCCCAGUUCUGGCUGUUCAGAGACCUGUCCCUGCAGGACGGCUACCCCCAGCCGCUGUCCGCCCUCCGGAUGGGGCCGAGCCUGGCUGGAGAGGACGCCGGCGAGGAAGAGGAGGAGGAUGGGGGAGCGGGAACGGGGCGGUGGGGCCUGCUCUGGGAGCCAGAGGAGGGGCCUGUGUGGGGGCAGUUAGCGGCUGAGGAGGACACGGAGGACGUCUGGACUCAGCUGCUGAAGGGCGGAGUCAGCGGGAUCACCACGGACAGCAACGGCUCCGUCUACCUCUUCAAAGACCACUUGUACUGGAAGUUCUCCUUCCCAGGCUCCUCUCCUCAGGACGGUUACCCACGAUCCUCUGCAGCAGACUGGUUGGACUGCAGCUCUUCCUCCUCCUCCUCCUCCACCUCCUCCUCCUACUCCUCUGUGGACAGACUCUCUCUUCCAGCGGGGAAGCAGGAGCUGAGGGAGAGAGGGAGGGAGGACAGAGAGGAGGAGGAGGAGGGAGGAAGAAGGAGGAAGGACAGACACAGGCAUAGGCAGGACGGCAGCGUCCACACCUGGACACGGUGCAGCUGUCAGAACCGAGCGCCGGACAGCCGGUCACCUGGUGUGAGCGCUGCUGUACUGCUGGGCGUUUGGACGCUGUGCACUAUGUGA
Salarias fasciatus (jewelled blenny) is the source of this 1872-nucleotide messenger RNA. It is a transcript of the gene mmp17b, whose product is annotated as matrix metallopeptidase 17b. Gene Ontology annotation, cellular component: extracellular matrix. The transcript is spliced from 11 exons. Gene Ontology annotation, molecular function: zinc ion binding; metalloendopeptidase activity. Lineage: Eukaryota; Metazoa; Chordata; Actinopteri; Blenniiformes; Blenniidae. Gene Ontology annotation, biological process: collagen catabolic process; proteolysis; extracellular matrix organization. The coding region runs from base 1 to 1872 and encodes 623 amino acids. The record is from RefSeq and is a predicted model, not a curated record.